GGCCGCGGACGCCGACAGGCAGGGCGGUCGGGCGCAGCGACAGCCAGGACGGCGGCCCCCGCGGCCGCGGCCCCAGGUCCCCCUCCUUGGGCACGGUGUCUGGACCGCAGGCAGAGGCGCGGCCUUGCAAGGGUUAAAGCAUCUGAUCCCACCCGCAGCUCAGCGCCGGGGCCAGCCUUUGCUGAGGCCGUCAGGACACCCCUUCUCCCGCCGCCUUCUCCCUGCCUUCUCCUUCGGUCACGUAAUGGCCAAAGCUGUCUCCCGGCCUGAGAGCUCAGAAGUGCCAAGCGCCUUCCCAUCCCCAAGUGUCCUCCAUGGAAGAAACACGGUUUAACAGGGAGGGAAACUGAGGCAUAGAGAGGCCAAGUUAAAGAUACCCCCGGUUAAGGAUGCAGGAAUAAGAAAGCAGGACUUGAACGCAUUUCUGUGUGACUCCAGAACAGGCACUUUGGUUUGCUGAGAUAUGUGAGGGAGGAUGAAGAAGUGUAGCGGGGAACAGGCCUCACCUUCCCCGAUGGCGCAGGUGCCAGGGGAGGUGGACAACAUGGAGGGCCUGCCUGCUUCUAACAACAACAACCUUGCCGCCCGCUGGGAGAGUCCAGACCGGGGCUGGGAGAGGGAGCAGCCGGCCUCCUCCAACGCAGCCGCCUCACUCUUUGAGUGCUCCCGGAUCAAGGCCUUGGCAGAUGAGCGCGAGGCUGUGCAGAAGAAAACCUUCACCAAGUGGGUGAACUCGCACCUGGCCCGCGUGGGCUGCCACAUCGCGGACCUCUACGCGGACCUCCGGGACGGCUUCGUGCUCACGCGGCUGCUGGAAGUGCUGUCGGGGGAGCAGCUGCCAAGGCCCACGCGCGGCCGCAUGCGCAUCCACUCGCUGGAGAACGUGGACAAGGCGCUGCAGUUCCUGAAGGAGCAGCGCGUGCACCUGGAGAACGUGGGGUCGCAUGACAUCGUGGAUGGAAACCACCGGCUGACGCUGGGGCUGGUCUGGACCAUAAUCCUGCGCUUCCAGAUUCAAGUCAUCAAAAUUGAGACCGAGGACAACAGAGAGACGCGCUCAGCCAAGGACGCUCUGCUCUUAUGGUGUCAGAUGAAGACAGCUGGUUACCCCGAGGUAAACAUUCAGAAUUUCACCACCAGCUGGCGGGAUGGCUUGGCCUUCAAUGCCCUCAUUCACCGGCACAGGCCUGAUCUCGUGGACUUCAGCAAACUCACCAAAUCCAACGCCAACUACAACCUGCAGAGAGCCUUCCGCACAGCUGAACAGCACCUGGGGCUGGCGCGUCUGCUGGACCCUGAAGAUGUGAACAUGGAGGCUCCAGAUGAGAAGUCCAUCAUCACCUACGUGGUCUCUUUCUACCACUAUUUCUCCAAGAUGAAGGCUCUGGCUGUGGAGGGGAAGCGCAUUGGAAAGGUCCUGGACCAGGUCUUGGAGGUGGGGAAGAUCAUAGAGCGCUAUGAGGAGCUGGCGGCUGAGCUGCUGGCCUGGAUCCACCGCACCGUGGGCCUCAUCAGCAACCAGAAGUUUGCCAACUCGUUAAGUGGGGUGCAGCAGCAGCUUCAGGCUUUCACGGCCUACUGCACACUGGAGAAGCCCGUCAAGUUUCAGGAGAAGGGGAACCUGGAGGUGCUGCUUUUCAGCAUCCAAAGCAAACUCCGUGCCUGCAACCGUCGCCUCUUUGUGCCUCGAGAGGGCUGUGGCAUCUGGGAUAUUGACAAGGCGUGGGGCCAGCUGGAGAAGGCAGAGCAUGAGCGGGAGGCCGCCCUACGGGCUGAGCUGAUCCGGCAAGAGAAACUGGAACUACUGGCCCAGAGGUUUGACCACAAGGUGGCUAUGAGGGAGAGCUGGCUGAAUGAGAACCAGCGCCUGGUCUCCCAGGACAACUUUGGGUAUGAGCUGCCGGCAGUGGAGGCGGCCAUGAAGAAACACGAAGCGAUUGAGGCGGACAUCGCAGCCUACGAGGAACGGGUGCAGGGUGUCGCGGAGCUGGCCCAGGCAUUGGCGACUGAAGGCUACUAUGAUGCCCGGCGGGUGGCGGCCCAGCGUGACAGUGUCCUGCGCCAGUGGGCCCUGCUGACGGGGCUGGUGGGUGCUCGGCGGACGCGGCUCGAGCAGAACCUGGCCCUGCAGAAGGUCUUCCAGGAGAUGGUGUACAUGGUGGACUGGAUGGAGGAGAUGCAGGCCCAGCUGCUGUCCCGGGAGUGCGGGCAGCACCUGGUGGAGGCAGAGGACCUGUUGCAGAAGCAUGGGCUGCUGGAGGGGGACAUCGCGGCCCAGAGCGAGCGGGUGCAGGCGCUCAACGCCGCUGCUUUGCGUUUCUCCCAGCUGCAGGGCUACCAGCCCUGCGACCCGCAGGUCAUCUGCAACCGGGUGAACCACGUGCACGGCUGUCUGGCGGAGCUGCAGGAGCAGGCGGCGCGGCGGCGCGCGGAGCUGGAGGCCUCGCGGAGCCUGUGGGCGCUGCUGCAGGAGCUGGAGGAGGCCGAGAGCUGGGCGCGCGACAAGGAGCGCCUCCUGGAGGCCGCGGGCGGCGGCGGCGGCGCGGCGGGCGCGGCGGGUGGCGCUCACGACCUGUCCAGCACCGCGCGCCUACUGGCGCAGCACAAGAUCCUGCAGGGCGAGCUGGGCGGGCGGCGGGCGCUGCUGCAGCAGGCCCUGCGGCGCGGCGAGGAGCUGGCUGCGGCGGGCGGCGCCGCGGGCCUGGGCGCAGACACGGUGCACCUGGCGGGCCUGGCGGAGCGCGUGUCGAGCGCCCGGCGCCGCUGGCAGCGGCUGGAAGAGGCGGCGGUGCGGCGCGAGCGGCGGCUGCAGGAGGCGCGGGCGCUGCACCAGUUUGGCGCUGACCUCGACGGGCUCCUGGACUGGCUUCGCGACGCUUAUCGCCUGGCAGCCGCCGGCGACUUCGGCCACGACGAAGCGUCCAGCCGCCGCCUGGCUCGCCAGCACCGAGCGCUCACGGGGGAGGUGGAGGCCCAUCGCGGCCCGGUGGGCAGCCUGCGGCGCCAGCUGGCGACACUGGGGGGUGCCAGCGGCACCGGGCCGCUGGUGGUGGCGCUGCAGGUGCGCGUGGUGGAGGCUGAGCAGUUGUUCGCCGAGGUGACUGAGGUGGCCGCCCUGCGACGCCAGUGGCUGCGGGACGCGCUCGCUGUAUACCGCAUGUUCGGCGAGGUGCACGCGUGCGAGCUGUGGAUCGGGGAGAAAGAGCAAUGGUUGCUCUCCAUGCGCGUGCCCGAUUCGCUGGACGACGUCGAGGUGGUGCAGCAUCGAUUCGAGAGCCUGGACCAGGAGAUGAACAGUCUGAUGGGCCGCGUUCUGGAUGUGAACCACACAGUGCAGGAGCUGGUGGAAGGAGGCCACCCCAGCUCAGACGAGGUGCGCUCCUGCCAGGACCACCUCAACAGCAGGUGGAACCGCAUCGUGGAGCUGGUGGAACAGCGCAAAGAGGAAGUGAGCGCGGUGCUGCUGGUGGAGAACCACGUGCUGGAGGUGGCCGAGGUGCGCACCCAGGUGCGCGAGAAGCGGCGAGCGGUGGAGAGCGCACCCCGCGCCGGCGGCGCCCUGCAGUGGCGCCUUAGCGGCCUAGAGGCCGCUCUGCAAGCGCUCGAGCCACGCCAGGCGGCCCUUCUGGAGGAGGCGGCCCUGCUGGCUGCGCGCUUCCCGACGCAGGCGGCGCGGCUGCACCAGGGCGCAGAGCAGCUGGGCGCCGAGUGGGGCACGCUAGCCAGCUCGGCUCAGGCCUGCGGUGAGGCGGUGGCGGCCGCUGGGCGCCUGCAGCGCUUCUUGCAUGACCUGGACGCUUUCCUGGACUGGCUCGUGCGUGCCCAGGAGGCGGCGGGUGGCAGCGAGGGGCCCCUGCCCAACAGCCUAGAGGAGGCGGACGCGCUGCUGGCGCGCCACGCUGCGCUCAAGGAAGAGGUGGACCAGCGCGAGGAGGACUAUGCGCGCAUCGUGGCGGCCAGCGAGGCGCUGCUGGCGAACGACGGCGCAGACCUAGGCCCGGGCCUGGCGCUGGACGAGUGGCUGCCCCACCUCGAGCUCGGCUGGCACAAACUGCUCGGCUUGUGGGAGGCGCGCAGGGAGGCGCUGGUCCAGGCCCACAUCUACCAGCUCUUCCUGCGCGACCUACGCCAGGCACUCGCUGUGCUGCAUAACCAGGAGAUGGCGCUGUCGAGUGCGGAGCUGCCAAGCACAGUGGAGUCGGUGGAAGAGGCGCUGAAACGGCACCGGGAUUUUCUCACCACGAUGGAGCUGAACCAGCAAAAGAUGCAGGUGGCCGUGCAGGCUGCGGAGGGCCUGCUGAGGCAGGGCAAUGUCUACGGGGAGCAGGCCCAGGAGGCCGUGACCCGGCUGCUGGAGAAGAGCCAGGAAAACCAGUUACGGGCCCAGCAGUGGAUGCAGAAACUACACGACCAACUUGAGCUGCAGCACUUCCUCCGAGACUGCCACGAGCUGGAUGGCUGGAUUCACGAGAAGAUGCUGAUGGCGCGGGAUGGCACGCGGGAAGACAGCCACAAGCUGCAUAAGAGAUGGCUCCGGCACCAGGCGUUCAUGGCCGAACUGGCUCAGAAUAAGGAGUGGCUGGAGAAGAUCGAGAGGGAGGGCCAGCAACUGAUGCAGGAGAAGCCAGAGCUGGCCGCCUCUGUGAGGAAGAAGUUGGGUGAGAUCCGGCAGUGCUGGGCUGAGUUGGAGAGUACCACCCAGGCCAAGGCGCGGCAGCUCUUUGAGGCCAGCAAGGCUGACCAGCUAGUGCAGAGCUUCGCUGAGCUGGACAAGAAGCUCCUUCACAUGGAAAGCCAGCUGCAAGAUGUGGACCCUGGUGGGGACCUGGCCACUGUCAACAGCCAACUCAAGAAGCUGCAGUCCAUGGAGUCCCAGGUGGAGGAGUGGUACCGCGAGGUGGGAGAGCUGCAGGCGCAGACGGCCGCGCUGCCGCUGGAGCCCGCGAGCAAGGAGCUGGUGGGCGAGCGGCAGAGCGCGGUGGGCGAGCGCCUGGUGCGCCUGCUCGAGCCGCUGCAGGAGCGCCGCCGCCUGCUGCUCGCCUCCAAGGAGCUGCACCAGGUGGCGCACGACAUAGACGACGAGCUGGUGUGGGUUCAGGAACGGCUGCCACUGGCCAUGCAGACGGAGCGAGGCAGCGGUUUGCAGGCUGUCCAGCAGCACAUCAAAAAGAACCAGGGCCUGCGGCGGGAGAUCCAGGCGCACGGGCCUCGCCUGGAGGAGGUGCUGGAGCGCGCGGGCGCGCUGGCGUCGCUGCGCAGCCCGGAGGCGGAGGCCGUGCGCUGCGGCCUGGAGCAGCUGCAGAGCGCCUGGGCCGGCCUGCGGGAGGCGGCCGAGCGGCGGCAGCAGGCGCUGGACGCCGCCUUCCAGGUGGAGCAGUACUACUUCGACGUGGCCGAGGUGGAGGCGUGGCUGGGCGAGCAGGAGCUGCUCAUGAUGAGUGAGGACAAGGGCAAGGACGAGCAGAGCACCCUGCAGCUGCUCAAGAAACACCUGCAGCUGGAGCAGGGCGUGGAGAACUACGAGGAGAGCAUCGCGCAGCUGUCGCGCCAGUGCCGGGCGCUGCUGGAGAUGGGGCACCCCGACAGCGAGCAGAUCAGCCGGCGGCAGUCUCAGGUGGACCGCCUGUACGUGGCGCUCAAGGAGCUGGGCGAGGAGCGCAGGGUGGGCCUGGAGCAGCAGUACUGGCUGUACCAGCUCAGCCGCCAGGUGGACGAGCUCGAGCACUGGAUUGCCGAGAAGGAGGUGGUGGCUGGCUCCCCCGAGCUCGGCCAGGACUUCGAGCAUGUCUCGGUGCUGCAGGAGAAAUUCUCAGAGUUUGCCAACGAGACGGGCACGGCAGGGCGGGAGCGGCUGGCAGCCGUGAACCAGAUGGUGGACGAGCUGAUCGAGUGUGGCCAUACGGCGGCGGCCACCAUGGCCGAGUGGAAGGACGGCCUGAACGAGGCCUGGGCCGAGCUGCUGGAGCUCAUGGGCACGCGGGCCCAGCUGCUGGCCGCCUCUCGUGAGCUGCACAAGUUCUUCAGCGACGCCCGAGAGCUUCAGGGACAGAUCGAGGAGAAGCGGAGGCGGCUGCCCCGCCUGACGGCCCCGCCGGAGCCGAGACCCAGCGCCAGCUCCAUGCAGAGGACCCUGCGAGCCUUCGAGCAUGACCUGCAGCUCCUCGUGUCCCAGGUGCGGCAGCUGCAGGAAGGGGCAGCCCAGCUGCGGACGGUGUACGCGGGCGAGCACGCCGAGGCCAUCGCCAGCCGGGAGCAGGAGGUGCUGCAGGGCUGGAAGGAGCUGCUGGCAGCCUGCGAGGACGCCCGCCUGCACGUGAGCUCCACGGCCGAUGCCCUGCGCUUCCACAGCCAAGCCCGAGACCUGCUCUCCUGGAUGGAUGGUAUCGCCGGCCAGAUCGGGGCAGCUGACAAGCCCAGGAGCCGCGUGUAUGGGCGGACCCAGGGAGGCUGCCUGUGGCUGAGACGCCUGCCUGCCACCCGCUGCAGGGACGUGUCGUCGGUGGAGGUGCUCAUGAACUACCACCAGGGCCUGAAGACCGAGCUGGAGGCGCGGGCGCCCGAGCUGACUGCCUGCCAGGAGCUGGGGCGCUCUCUGCUGCUCAGCAAGAGUGCCAUGGCCGACGAGAUUCAGGUACAGCUGGACAAGCUGGGAACCAGGAAGGAGGAGGUGUCGGACAAAUGGGACCGUCAUUGGGAGUGGCUGCAGCAGAUGCUGGAGGUGCACCAGUUUGCCCAGGAGGCGGUGGUGGCUGACGCCUGGCUGACAGCUCAGGAGCCGCUGCUGCAGAGCCGGGAGCUGGGCAGCAGCGUGGAUGAGGUGGAGCAGCUCAUCCGGAGACACGAGGCCUUCCGCAAAGCGGCUGCAGCCUGGGAAGAGAGGUUCAGCUCUCUGCGGCGCCUCACCACGAUCGAGAAACUCAAGGCGGAACAGAGCAAGCAGCCGCCCACGCCGCUGCUGGGGCGCAAGUUCUUCGGGGACCCCACGGAACUGGCGGCCAAGGCGGCGCCCCUGCUGCGGCCAGGGGGCUACGAGCGGGGCUUGGAGCCCCUGGCCCGCCGGGCCUCGGACACGCUGUCGGCCGAGGUGCGGACCCGGGUGGGGUACGUGCGCCAGGAGCUCAAGCCCGAGCGCCUCCAGCCGCGCAUUGACCGGCUGCCGGAGGUCCCGGGAAGGGUGGAGCCCACUGCCCAGCCGGCCGCUCCAGAGGACGCAGCGGAGACCCCCGGGGUCCCCGCGGUGGCGGAGCAGGUCCGGCCGCGGCCAGAGCGCCAGGAGUCAGCUGAUCGCGCGGAGGAGCUGCCCCGGAGGCGGCGGCCCGAGCGGCAGGAGUCCGCCGAUCAAUCCGAGGAGGCUGCGCGGAGGCGGCGGCCCGAGCGGCAGGAGUCGGCGGAGCACGAGGCAGCACACAGCCUUACCUUGGGCCGCUACGAGCAGAUGGAGCGGAGGCGCGAGCGGCGGGAGCGGCGGAUGGAGCGGCAGGAGUCCAGCGAACAGGAGAUGCCCACCAGAGAGGUGGCCAAGGGGAAGGCCACCCUGGCUGACAUUGUGGAGCAGCUGCAGGAGAAAGAGGCCAGCCCAGGGCUCCCUGUUGGGCCGUCGCUGCCUCAGCCUCGGGAGCUUCCCCCUGGCCGCCUGCCCAACGGGCUUGAGCCGCCCGAGCGGACGCCUCGGCCGGACCGGCCGCGGGCGCGGGACCGGCCCAAGCCGAGACGGCGGCCGCGGCCCCGAGAGGGUGGUGAGGGCGGGGGAAGCCGGCGCUCGCGCUCCGCCCCGGCCCAGGGCGGCUCGGCUCCCGCGCCUCCGCCACCGCCCACUCAUACAGUGCAGCACGAGGGCUUCCUGCUGCGCAAGCGCGAGCUCGACGCUAACCGCAAGUCGUCCAACCGGUCGUGGGUGAGCCUGUACUGUGUGCUCAAUAAGGGGGAGCUGGGCUUCUACAAGGACGCCAAGGGUCCGUCAUCUGGGAGCACACAUGGCGGGGAGCCACUGCUCAGCCUGCACAAGGCCACCAGUGAGGUGGCUAGUGACUACAAGAAAAAGAAACAUGUCUUCAAGCUCCAGACCCAGGAUGGCAGCGAGUUUUUGCUCCAGGCUAAAGAUGAGGAGGAGAUGAAUGGCUGGCUGGAGGCUGUGGCCACAUCAGUGGCGGAACACGCUGAGAUCGCCCGCUGGGGCCAGACACUACCCACCACUUCGUCCACAGACGAGGGCAACCCCAAGAGGGAGGUCGGGGAGCGCAGGGCCAGCGGGCGCCGGAAGUGACUCCUCACCCCCAGGGCCUGACAAAUCUCCCUGCCUCUGUUUCUCCGCACUGUGGGCACAAAGACACUUUCUCUUCUGCGGGGGCCGGGCCGGAGCCCCUAGUUCCAACACUGCGGACGCGCCAUGACGGGCACUGGAAAGGAGGGGACUUCUCCCACACCCUAAGAAGUGGUGGGGAGAUUGCUGCCCCUAUAGCCAUAUCUCGGCCCCUUCCCGCUCUCCACCCCCCCACCCCAGGUGCUGGGGCUCCAUUAUUUUUAUGCAAUAAUUGAGCUUGGUGGGGGCGGGCAGGGGGCCAGUUGAGCCAAGCCCCCUGCCCCAAACCACAGAUCCUGCCCCAAGAAGCUGGGGUGGUGGGGGCGAUCAUUCCUGUCCCCCUCUCCGCCCUAGGGAUGGGCACGGGGGCGCUGGUGAGGUCCCCUGGACCAUCCAGGGUGCUAGGGGGUAGGGAGGGGACAGCCCCUCCCCGCCUUUACCUCACUUCCAAUGCUGCCUUGAUCUCUGUCUGGGAGGGAGGAGCGAAGGGGCCCUCGCCCCUGCACUCCUCCGCCUCAGAGCCAUGCGGUUAAUUCCUGACUUAGUUUAUUUUUGCAAAACGUCGACCUCCUCCUCACCUGCCCCGCAUCUGCGAAGGCUUUUAAUGGGAGGGGCGUCAAAGCUCAAAGUCUUCCUCUCUCCUCCCCCCUCCAGCUGUACAUGCCACUUCACGAGGGGAGGGGUGAGGGGAAGCCCUCCCCCCUGCAUGCUUCUGGCUGGAGCACCUCCCUGGGGCGUGGGGGGACCGGGCUGUGGGCAGCCCCAUGGCCGCCUGGAGGAGCCGCUGGGGCCUGGGGGUGUGGGAUGGUGUGGCGGGCGCACACUGUAUGUACCUAUAAUAAACCCUUUGGCUUUGACGGUCUA
Molecule: messenger RNA, 9163 nt
Organism: Microcebus murinus (gray mouse lemur)
Lineage: Eukaryota; Metazoa; Chordata; Mammalia; Primates; Cheirogaleidae
Source: RefSeq, a predicted model, not a curated record